Aspergillus candidus is the source of this 768-nucleotide messenger RNA. Its product is annotated as 3CxxC-type zinc finger protein. The record is from RefSeq and is a predicted model, not a curated record. NCBI's taxonomy places the organism in Eukaryota, Fungi, Ascomycota, Eurotiomycetes, Eurotiales, Aspergillaceae. Bases 1 to 768 code for a protein of 255 amino acids. The transcript has 3 exons.
AUGUCCCUCAAGACCACCCUCACCACCCUCCUCGCCCUGGCCCUCACCAGCAGCGCCCUCGCAGCCCCCCCAGACCUAACCAAGCGCGCCUCCGAAACAAUCUACCUCUCCAACUGCGUCACCACCGGCGCCGCCUACAGCAAAAGCGGCAUGUUCUACUACUCCGCCAGCGAGGACUCGCAGAACGGGGCGUCGCCGUCCAGCGGCAACUACGCGACCGUCAACGGCGGCAGUCUCGUCGGGUGGGAGGGCGCGACUGUGUCGGGCACGUUCGGCUCCGGCGUGACGUUUACUUCGAAGAUUGAGGGGGGUGCUCAUGCGGCUUAUUCGUACUCUGGGAGUGGGUCGAAUGGUUCUCAAAUGCCAGCCCCCAACCCCAACACCCACCCCAAGCCAAAGCCCAAACCAAACAACAACAACAACAACACCAGCUACUCAAUGCACCCCUCCCUCCACGAAGCCGUCAGACAGCGCCUCCUAGACACCAACCUAACCCUCACCUUCCACGCCACCGACUCCCCCGCGGGCAGCACCCACGAAUACGACACGAGCAUCAUGGGCCGCUUCGUCUGCCCCAACCGGGCGUGCAACACACGCGGCUGGACGAGCAAGAAAGUCGCUAUCACGAUCCGCAUGUACCCUGGGGGAGAGUACAAUGCGCGCGUGUACCACCAGCGCUGUAGGAGCUGUCAUCGGUUGGCGAGGCCCGUGCUGGAUGCGUCUAUGGUUGGGUUGAAGACUGUUGCAAAUGGCGAGUAUACCGAGUAG